This is a messenger RNA of Drepanopeziza brunnea f. sp. 'multigermtubi' MB_m1, 1089 nucleotides long. The record is from RefSeq and is a predicted model, not a curated record. Lineage: Eukaryota; Fungi; Ascomycota; Leotiomycetes; Helotiales; Drepanopezizaceae.
AUGUCUAACCAAGUGUCGGAGGCGCACCAGAAGAGAAAGCGUAAGCCCGAGCCCUGGCAAGUUCAGUCGCAAGAGGACAGCGAUGAUGCGGAGGAUGAUGAGAUGGAUUUUGACGAGGCGGAUGAUGGUGAUGCGGAUCAAGUCGCGACGGAGCCGAAGAGCAAGAGGAACGUGCUGACAUUAGGUAUCAAGAGAACCGCUUCUCUCGUCUCGUUUAGGGUUGCGGUUCCGGUCUACAGCGAUGGAGCCACCACGCAAGAGGGCACGCAUGCAACUAUCCACGACUCGGAAAGAUCUAAAGGCACAAGGAAUAACAUUACCUCAGGGCCGUUACUUUCACUUCCUGUUGAACUUCGUGCCAUGAUCUGGGGUUACGUCCUUGGCUUUCAAUUUAUACACAUCAUGGAAGAACGACCUCGAGCGGGCCUUCAGGUCCCUCAUCUGGGAUUCUUUCACACCGUCUGCGCAUCCCUGGUGACGGAACGCGAGGCAUAUGAGUUGGCACGCAAGGAGGACCACAGGUUGAUAGGCCCCGGAGACAUGACACAGGGCUGUAAUCGACAUUAUAAUUGCCACCAGGUCUACCCCACCGGUGUUAGAAGCAGAGUUCAUGUCGAGAUCCUGUCAGUCUGCCGGCAAACAUACCUAGAAGCUGUGGGCAUUCUUUGGGGCACAAAUACCUGGUCCAUUACCGACUUUCAGUCUUGUAGGGCAUGGCUCAGUCGCCGGAAUUCACUUCAAAGAUCAUUGAUCAAAAAAAUCCAUCUGGCAUCGGACGUUGUGCUUACGCCGCUCCCUAUGAGCCUCGUCGCAAAGUUCCCGGUGUUGGAGGAAUUUGGAACGGGUUUCAACACCAAGCACAACACGACGGACGCUCUGAUCAACUGGGUCAACUGCUUUAACGGUCCAACUACGCUCAAAGAGAGGAUAGAAAAAGCCGACAUCCCGUUAUCAACAUCCAAGAUGGAAAACAUGGCCAUAAUCCGAGAGAUACUGAACCAAGGAGAGGGAAGUGGCAAUGUCGGUUCGAGUUCAAACCAACAGCGUGUGCAAGAACCAGCAGACGUGGAGAUGACCGAUAGACUUUGA